Aricia agestis (brown argus) is the source of this 1234-nucleotide messenger RNA. Its product is annotated as protein lifeguard 1-like. The transcript has 8 exons. Lineage: Eukaryota; Metazoa; Arthropoda; Insecta; Lepidoptera; Lycaenidae. Gene Ontology annotation, cellular component: membrane. The coding region runs from base 233 to 1150 and encodes 305 amino acids. The record is from RefSeq and is a predicted model, not a curated record.
UCUAUGGACUAUGAUUGUUCAACUUGCGUGAAUCGAUUGUGCAUUCCACACUUGUAUUUUUUGCGAUUUCUAUAUUUAGCUGUGACUUUAUUGUGUAUUUCCAAAGCUUUGUUUAGCGAGCAACUUUAAAAGGUUGUCCAAGCAGAGACAGGUUUCACCAGUGUUAUCCGGAAAGGUAGUAAAAACGGCUUCCAACAAGUUAAACGACAAAGAGCAACCCAACUACAACACAAUGUAUCAGUCGCAAGGCGGGUACCCACAGGGUGGGUAUCCACAACAGGGGGGCUACCCACCUCAGGGGGGCUACCCCCCACAAGGGGGCUACCCAGCACAAGGGGGCUACCCAGCCCCCGGAAGCUAUCCUCCUCCCCAACCAGGCUUCCAACCGGCUUACGGGGCUGGCGGAUAUGGCGAGCCGGCCGGCUACCCCGCGGGACAGGGCUCCAACUUCGGCGAGGACGCGGACGUUAAAGGCUUCGAUUUCACCGAGCAGAGCAUCCGGAAAUCGUUUAUACGGAAGGUGUACGCGAUCCUGAUGUCUCAGCUGCUGGUGACGCUGGCUUUCAUCACGCUGUUCGUCUACCACCAGCCCACCAAGCUCUGGGUCCAGAAGAAUCCGUUUAUGUUCUGGGUGGCAUUCGCGCUGGUCUUCAUAUGCCUCAUAGCCAUGGCCUGCUGCGGCAGCGUGCGUCGUCAGGCGCCGCUCAACUUCAUCUUCCUGGGCAUAUUCACCGUCGCCGAGAGCUUCCUACUGGGUGUCACCUCCAGCAUGUACUCCAGUGACGCGGUAAUGAUGGCGGUGGGUAUAACUGCGGCGAUCUGUCUCACGCUGACGCUAUUCGCGAUGCAGACCAAGUGGGAUUUCACCACCAUGGGCGGCGUGCUGUUGUGCUGCACUGUCGUGUUGCUGCUGUUCGGUCUCAUCGCCAUGUUUAUCCCGAGGAACAACAUCGUGACACUUGUCUACGCGUCUCUUGGCGCCCUACUCUUCUCAUUCUACCUGAUCUACGACACCCAGCUGAUGAUGGGCGGCAAACACAAGUACAGCAUCUCGCCAGAGGAGUACAUCUUCGCUGCCCUAAACCUGUAUCUCGACGUCAUCAAUAUCUUCAUCUACAUCCUCACCAUUAUCGGCGUAGCCAGAGAUUAAAGUGGCUGGUUUGGUGGCUGAAUCUGAUGGGAGAACUUUUUAAUUUAUUUUUGUGAUUGUAUUACACAGGGUGUAACAAAACCA